Molecule: messenger RNA, 1470 nt
Organism: Ambispora leptoticha
Lineage: Eukaryota; Fungi; Glomeromycota; Glomeromycetes; Archaeosporales; Ambisporaceae
Source: the annotation of a GenBank genome assembly
AUGUGUGGAAUUUUCGCGGUGCACAACUACCAAGGGGAUAUUAGUGCGUUUCGUCGACAAGCACUAUUAUUAUCUAAAAAACUAAGACAUCGCGGUCCUGACUGGAGUGGUUGUAAAAUCGUAGGCAAUACCAUUCUUUGUCACGAACGUUUGGCCAUUGUGGGUGUUGCUAGUGGAGCUCAGCCACUCACGAAUGAAAACGAGACAAUCAUUUUGGCUGUCAAUGGAGAGAUCUACAAUCACAAACAAUUGGAGAAACGAGUCCACGAUGCUCAUUUCAAGACACAAUCUGAUUGUGAAGUGAUCCUUCAUUUAUACGAAAAAAUCGGCAUAGAUGUAGUCAAACAUCUCGAUGGAAUGUUCUCCUUCGUUCUAUUCGACGCUACAAGAAAUCGAAUCAUUGCGGCACGUGAUCCGAUCGGUAUUACCACCCUCUACCAAGGCUGGUCAUCAGAAUCACCAGGAACCGUCUAUUUUGCAUCAGAGUUAAAAGCGCUUAACGAAGACUGUGAUAAAAUUAUCGCGUUUCCGCCUGGUCAUGUUUACGAUUCGGAGUCGGGUGAGACUACCAGAUAUUAUAAUCCGCCGUGGUGGAACGCUGACGAUGUGCCAACGAAUCCGGUCGAUUAUAAAGUGUUGCGAGAAGCUUUGGAGAAGGCGGUGCGCAAACGAUUGAUGAGUGAAGUGCCAUAUGGGGUGUUGUUGAGUGGAGGCCUUGAUUCGAGUUUGAUUGCUUCUAUUGCUGCUCGCGAGUCUGUUAAAAUGGCUGCUACUCAAAAUGGUUUAUCGGAAGAUGAGAUUGAUGAAAGUGCUCCUAAAUUCUGGCCACGACUUCAUUCAUUCUCGAUUGGUCUCGAAGGCGCACCUGACUUGGUCGCUGCACGUCGAGCUGCCGAAUUUCUUAAAACCAAGCAUCAUGAAUACACUUUCACCAUUCAAGAAGGUCUCGAUGCCGUGCACGAUAUUAUUUACCAUCUGGAAACCUAUGAUGUGACGACAAUUAGAGCGAGUACUCCAAUGUACUUGCUAUCACGUAAAAUCAAAGCAAUGGGCGUAAAGAUGGUUUUGAGUGGGGAGGGUAGUGACGAGAUUUUAGGAGGGUAUCUUUAUUUCCACGCUGCUCCUAACGCUACCGAAUUCCAUAAAGAAACUGUCAACCGAGUCAAAAAUCUUCACACUGCUGACUGUCUUCGAGCUAAUAAGUCUACCAUGGCUUGGGGUCUUGAAGCACGUGUUCCUUUCUUGGAUAAAGAUUUCCUCAAUGUUGCCAUGACCAUCGAUCCAGAAGAAAAAAUGUACAAAGAGGGAAGAAUGGAAAAAUACAUCCUCCGAAAAGCUUUCGAUGUCUCCACCACCGCUGACUCUCGUCCAUACCUCCCCGACAACAUUCUCUGGCGUCAGAAAGAACAAUUUUCCGACGGUGUCGGAUACAGCUGGAUCGAUUCUUUAAAAGAUGCCGCGGAAGCACAU